UUUACGUUGGUUUUCGAGCCGCCAAAUAAGAGAAAGAAGAAAAAGAAGGAAGUCGGAUGUAAACAUGUCAAAGUCCAAAAUCUUAUGAUUUGGUGAACUGUUUUGAGGUCCAACAUGACUCAGGUAAGCCAUCAGCAGUGGGGAGAGGUGUCCGGCCUGGGCAGUGUGGACCUAUGGGUCCUGCAGUCCUCCCAGGUGCGCGUGGAGGUUCUCACCUUGGGUGCCAUCAUCAGAUCUGUGUGCACCAGAGGGAAAGAUGGUCAGGAGGAUGAUGUAGUCCUGGGCUAUGAUGACCUGGAAGGAUAUGUGUCAGAUAAGCGGUACCUGGGAGCUACAGUGGGUCGUGUGGCCAACAGAAUUGCACAGGGACGCUUUGUAGUGGAGGGAAAAGAGUUCCAGCUAGAUGUCAAUAAUGGACCCAAUGCACUUCAUGGGGGGCUGUAUGGCUUCAAUAAGGCUAUCUGGCUUGCUACAGCCGUGGAAGGUGGUGUAAAGCUGAGUCAUACUAGUCCAGAUGGAGACCAGGGUUAUCCUGGCGAGGUUCAGGUCUCUGUCUCCUACACCGUACAGGGGGAAACACUAACUGUUGAAUACCAUGCCCGGUCUACAAAAACCACCCCCAUCAAUCUCACCAAUCACUCCUACUUCAACCUGGCUGGACAGGGUGCUACAGAUAUCUAUGACCAUCAAGUGUCCAUCACUGCUCAAUCCUACCUGCCUGUGGAUGACACAUCAAUUCCUACAGGAGAGAUCAGAGGAGUGGAAGGCACGCCCUUUGACCUCAGAAAGUCUGUUCUUAUUGGCCCUCGGCUGAAGGACGUUCCAGGUCCAGGGUUUGACCACAAUUUCUGCCUGUCAGCACCUGGAGACGCCUGGGUGGAGAGGCAUGCUGCCAGAGUGUGUCACCCAGCCAGUGGCCGAGUCCUGGAGGUUUCUACCAGCCAACCAGGAGUACAGUUCUACACUGCCAACUUCCUGGAUGGCUCCAUGACAGGAAAGGGCGGGGCCAGGUACAGGAAGCACAGUUCCUUCUGUCUGGAGACACAGAAUUGGCCUGAUGCUGUCAACCAGGCUUCAUUUCCUGACUGUCUUCUUCGUCCCGGUGAGGAUUAUCAGCAUGUCACUCGUUUCACCUUCACCACUAUCUGAUCUGACCUCCAGCAGUGGGACAGAAAAGAAGAAAGCUGGGUACUUUUAAGUAGAAAGUGAAGUCCAAUAAUUAAUUGUACAUAUCAAGGUUCCCAGUAUAGUCAUGUACCAUACAGUUGAGCAGUGCAAGUCCAGUUCCCAACUAUGUAACUGUGUCAUUGGUGCAUAUGUUUGUAAUGUGAAGAUCUUUACCACACUAGUGCUGUGAUGUUUGCCUCCUUUGCAUGCACAAUAUUUAAACCUGUGCAUGUAAGGCGUGAGGCAGUGACAUGAUGUUGAUGCCAAUGGUAAUGGGCUAGUGUGAUUUAUGAUCCUGUGCCAUGACAUUCUGACAUUAAAGAAAAAGUAAGAAAGAG
Messenger RNA from Micropterus dolomieu (smallmouth bass), 1505 nucleotides. RefSeq names its product galactose mutarotase (gene galm). The record is from RefSeq and is a predicted model, not a curated record. Bases 115 to 1149 code for a protein of 344 amino acids. Gene Ontology annotation, biological process: beta-D-galactose catabolic process via UDP-galactose, Leloir pathway; glucose metabolic process. The transcript is spliced from 9 exons. NCBI's taxonomy places the organism in Eukaryota, Metazoa, Chordata, Actinopteri, Centrarchiformes, Centrarchidae. Gene Ontology annotation, molecular function: carbohydrate binding; aldose 1-epimerase activity.